UACGGAGGCUCUGGUAGGCACCUGUGAGGCCCGAACUUGACCCGGGGCUGCGCGCCGCGCCCUACAUUCCUUUUAGGAAGCCCCCAUUGCUUCCCUCCCCAGACCGCCACCCCCACCUUGACUUCCCAGUCUGUCCCCGCAGGGCUGCUCUUUCCAGUAAGACCAUGGUACACAGGUUUGGCUGAUGGUUGACAGCUUAGAGAAAAAUUUGAGAGAGGAUGGAUGCAAAAGCUCGAAACUGUUUGCUUCAACAUAGAGAAGCCCUGGAAAAGGACAUUAAAACGUCCUACAUCAUGGAUCGUAUGAUUAAUGAUGGAGUUUUAACAGUAUCAGAGGAGGAAAAAGUAAAAAAUGAGCCCACUCAGCAGCAACGAGCAGCUCUCCUAAUUAAAAUGAUACUUAAAAAAGAUAAUUAUUCCUACAUAUCAUUCUACAAUGCUCUAAUACAUGAAGGGUAUAAAGAUCUUGCUGGCCUUCUUCAUGGUGGCAUUCCUGUCAUCUCUUCUUCGAAUGGUGGCAAAGAUUCAGUUGGUGGAAUAACUUCAUAUGUAAGGACAGUCCUGUGUGAAGGUGGAGUGCCACAGAGGCCGGUGGUCUUUGUUACUAGGAAGAAACUGGUGAACUCAAUUCAGCAGAACCUCUUCAAACUAAAUGGUGAACCAGGAUGGGUCAUCAUAUACGGAAUGGCAGGUUGUGGGAAGUCUGUUUUAGCGGCAGAAACUGUUCGAGAUCAUUCUUUCUUAGACGGUUGUUUCCCAGGGGGUGUGCACUGGGUUUCAGUUGGGAAACAAGACAAGUCUGGGCUUCUGAUGAAACUGCAGAAUCUUUGCGCACGGUUGGAUCAGGAUGAGAGUUUCUCCCAGAGGCUUCCACUCAAUAUUGAAGAGGCUAAAGACCGCCUUCGCAUUCUGAUGCUGCGUAAACACCCACGGUCUCUGUUGAUCUUGGAUGAUGUUUGGGAUCCUUGGGUAUUAAAAGCUUUUGACAAUCAGUGUCAGAUUCUUAUUACAACCAGAGACAAGAGUGUUACAGAUUCAGUAAUGGGUCCUAAAUAUGUAGUCUCUGUGGAGAGUGGCUUAGGAAAAGAAAAAGGACUUGAAAUUUUAUCCCUUUUUGUUAAUAUGAAGAAAGCAGAUUUGCCAGAACAAGCUCACAGUAUUAUAAAAGAAUGUAAAGGUUCUCCUCUUGUAGUGUCUUUGAUUGGUGCACUUUUACGUGAUUUUCCCAACCGUUGGGAUUACUACCUUAGGCAACUUCAGAAUAAGCAAUUUAAGAGAAUAAGGAAAUCUUCAUUUUAUGAUUAUGAGGCUCUGGAUGAAGCCAUGUCUAUAAGCGUUGAAAUGCUCAGAGAGGACAUCAAAGAUUAUUAUACAGAUCUUUCCAUCCUUCAGAAGGAUGUUAAGGUGCCUACAAAGGUGUUAUGUAUUCUCUGGGACAUGGAAACUGAAGAAGUUGAAGACAUACUGCAGGAGUUUGUUAAUAAGUCUCUCUUAUUCUGUGAUCGGAAUGGAAAAUCAUUUUGUUAUUAUUUACAUGAUCUUCAAGUAGAUUUCCUUAUAGAAAAGAAUCGCAACCAGCUUCAGGAUCUACAUAAGAAGUUAAUCACUCAGUUCCAGAGACAUCACCAGCCACAUACUCUUUCACCAGAUCAGGAGGACUGCAUGUAUUGGUACAAUUUUCUGGCUUACCACAUGGCUAGUGCUAACAUGCACAAAGAACUUUGUGCUUUAAUGUUUUCCCUGGAUUGGAUUAAAGCAAAAACUGAACUCGUAGGCCCUGCCCAUCUGAUUCAUGAGUUUGUGGAAUAUAGGCAUAUAUUGGAUGAAAAGGAUUGUGCAGUCUGUGAAAAUUUCCAAGAGUUUUUAUCAUUAAAUGGACACCUUCUUGGACGACAGCCAUUUCCUAAUAUUGUUCAACUGGGUCUCUGUGAACCAGAAACUUCAGAAGUUUAUCAGCAAGCUAAGCUGCAGGCCAAGCAGGAGGUCGAUAAUGGAAUGCUUUACCUGGAGUGGAUAAACAAAAAAAACAACAAGAAUCUUUCCCGCUUAGUUGUCCGCCCCCAUACAGAUGCUGUUUACCAUGCUUGCUUUUCUGAGGAUGGUCAAAGAAUAGCUUCUUGUGGAGUUGAUAAAACCUUACAGGUGUUCAAAGCUGAAACAGGAGAGAAACUUCUGGAAAUCAAGGCUCAUGAGGAUGAAGUGCUUUGUUGUGCAUUCUCUGCAGAUGACAGAUUCAUAGCAACCUGCUCAGUGGAUAAAAAAGUGAAGAUUUGGAAUUCUAUGACUGGGGAACUAGUACAUAUCUAUGAUGAGCACUCAGAGCAAGUCAAUUGCUGCCACUUUACCAACAACAGUCAUCACCUUCUCUUAGCCACUGCGUCAAGUGACUGUUUCCUCAAACUGUGGGAUUUGACCCAAAAAGAGUGUCGGAAUACCAUGUUUGGCCACACAAAUUCAGUCAAUCACUGCAGAUUUUCACCAGAUGAUAAGCUUUUGGCUAGUUGCUCAGCUGAUGGAACAUUAAAGCUUUGGGAUGUGAAAUCAGCAAACGAGAGGGAAAGCAUUAAUGUGAAGCAAUUCUUCCUAAAUUCAGAGGAGCCUCAAGAGGAUAUGGAAGUGAUAGUGAAAUGUUGUUCAUGGUCUGCUGAUGGUGCUAGCAUAAUGGUGGCAGCAAAAAAUAAGAUCUUUCUUUUUGACAUUCAUGCCAGUGGCCUGUUGGCAGAAAUCCAUACAGGCCAUCAUAGCACCAUCCAGUACUGUGACUUCUCCCCACAAAAUCGUUUGGCAGUGGUGGCUUUGUCCCAGUGCUGUGUAGAGUUGUGGAACAUGGACUCGUGUUUAAAAGUGGCUGACUGCAGAGGACAUUUAAGUUGGGUUCAUUGUGUGAUGUUUUCUCCUGAUGGAUCAUCAUUUUUGACAUCUUCUGAUGACCAGACAAUCAGGCUCUGGGAGACAAAGAAAGUAUGUGAGAACUCUGCUAUAGUGUUAAAGCAAGACAUAGAUGUUGUGUUUCAAGAAAAUGAAGUGAUGGUUCUUGCAGUUGACAAUGUAAGACAUCUGCAGCUCAUUAAUGGAAAAACAGGUCAGACUGAUUAUCUGACAGAAGCUCAAGUUAGUUGCUGUUGCUUAAGUCCACAUCUUGAGUACAUUGCAUUUGGAGGCGAAGAUGGAGCCAUUGAGAUUUUAGAACUCCUAAACAACAGAAUCUUCCAAUCCAGAAUUGGGCACAAGAAAACUGUACGGCACAUCCAGUUCACAGAUGAUGGGAAAACUCUUAUUUCAAGCUCUGAUGAUUCUUCAAUUCAGGUGUGGAAUUGGCAAUCAGAGGAAUAUGUCUUUCUACAAGCCCAUCAGGAAACAGUGAAAGACUUUAGGCUUUUGAAAAAUUCAAGACUGCUUUCCUGGUCAUUUGAUGGAACAGUGAAGGUGUGGAGUAUUAUUACUGGAAGAAUAGAAAAAGAUUUUGUCUGUCACCAAGAUACAGUACUUUCUUGUGAUAUUUCUCCUGAUGCUACUAAAUUUUCAUCUACAUCUGCUGACAAGACUGCAAAGAUUUGGAGUUUUGAACUUCUUUCCCCUCUUCAUGAGCUGAGGGGCCACAAAGGCUGUGUGCGCUGCUCUGCCUUCUCUGUGGACAGUACCCUGUUGGCGACUGGAGAUGACAAUGGAGAAAUCAGGAUAUGGAAUGUCUCAAAUGGUGAGCUGCUUCAUUUAUGCGCUCCGAUUUCAGUAGAAGAAGGAGCUGCCACCCAUGGAGGCUGGGUGACUGACCUUUGCUUUUCACCAGAUAGCAAAAUGCUUGUCUCUGCUGGAGGAUAUCUUAAGUGGUGGAGUGUUGACACUGGGGAAUCCUCACAGAUCUUCUACACAAAUGGAACCAAUCUUAAGAAAAUACACGUGUCUCCUGACUUCAAAACAUAUGUGACUGUUGAUAAUCUUGGUAUUUUAUAUAUUUUACAGAUGUUAGAGUAAAGUAGUUAAGGAAUAAUGUAGUUGAACUCUUUAAUUUUGAAUUGGAAAAAAAUUCUAUUGAAACUUCUGUAUUUCGACUUUUUAUAAAGCUGUGAAUUGUUUUGCAGUACUGCAUUCAUUAUGAAAGUGUUUGUGGUUGGGUGAAUAAUAUUAAUGUAGCCUUUUCCCAAACGAACACACCUUUAAUCUUGUUUUUCAUAAUCAUCAUCAUUAUUGUUAACAGUUUGUCCUUAAGAUGCAAAUGAAAAUGUAAAUAUGUACCUUGUUAUACUGUUGGUAAAAUUCUCUCUUGAUGCAUUCAAAUUGGUUGACAUAAUUAAUGAGAAUAAUUUGAAGGAAAUAUGUAUUUUAAUGCUAUUAUUAUGCAGGCUGUGCCUCAGGGUAGCAGGCCUGCUUUCUGAACCACAUUACCCCAAGGGAUAUAGUUCUCUCAAUUACAAUCUUGGAGCUUAUUUGCACCCCUUAAAUUUGCUUUAAAAAUAUUAUGUUUGUGUGCAUAGUUUGCAGCAUUUCCUUAAAUUCACUAGAUAAGUGAGUGUUGGAUUUCAAAAGUUCUUGUGAAGCAAAAAUCAUAGGACUACCUUUUUCUCACUAGCUAAUGGCAGCCCUGUGCCGCCACUGGACUCUAGUUGUCAAU
Messenger RNA from Felis catus (domestic cat), 4608 nucleotides. It is a transcript of the gene APAF1, whose product is annotated as apoptotic peptidase activating factor 1. The record is from RefSeq and is a predicted model, not a curated record. Gene Ontology annotation, molecular function: ADP binding; protein binding. Gene Ontology annotation, cellular component: apoptosome. The transcript has 27 exons. Bases 219 to 3971 code for a protein of 1250 amino acids. NCBI's taxonomy places the organism in Eukaryota, Metazoa, Chordata, Mammalia, Carnivora, Felidae. Gene Ontology annotation, biological process: regulation of apoptotic process; apoptotic signaling pathway.